ACUCACAAUUGCAGCACUCUGGCGCGGCGGUUCUCGAGAAGAAACCCCACCACAAAAACAAAACAAGAAACUUUCCGCUUUUAUAGGUAGCAUUGGACCGAUUCUGGAAUUGCACGCUUCUCUCCUCUCGAUUGCGCUUUUCACAUCACCAGUCGUGGCUAAAUAAAAAGUUGAGCCGUGCAUUCAAGGAUCCUGGUUGGUCCUCCAUGAGAGAGCAACUGCGGCAGAAAUCCUCAGAAAAAGAAAUGUCUGCAACAAUUUUGUCCGCUUUUUACGACAUCGAAAUGCUGUACAAGCAAGAGAAAAGCCUUAACAUAAAUGCAAUCCACCUUAACAGUAUGCUGGACAAGAAAGCGGUCGGGGCUCCAGUAACUACUUCGAGCACCUCCAAUAACUGCUCUUACACGCAGAGCUUUUUCCGAAGGAACUCGACGAGCAAUGCAGACUCUCUGACCAACAGCAACAAGUACCCAGUAAGUUCGUACAGCAACCUUAAGGAGAACGCGAGCAGCAGCUCCAGCACUGCCAUCAUGAACAAGGAAAACAAGUUCCGUGACCGCGCGUACAGCGAGAACGGAGAGCGCAGCCAGCAGCUGCAGGUUCUGCAGCAGAAGCCGGGCUCUCAGAUCAACUCGACCCGCUACAAAACCGAGCUGUGCAGGCCUUUCGAGGAAAACGGAUCGUGUAAAUACGGAGAGAAGUGCCAGUUCGCCCAUGGGUACCACGAAUUGAGGAGUUUGUCACGCCACCCCAAGUACAAAACCGAGCCCUGCCGCACCUUCCACACCAUUGGUUUCUGCCCAUACGGUCCCCGUUGCCAUUUUAUCCACAACGCCGACGAACGCAGACCAGCGCCCAGCAACGCCAACAUGCAGGGGGAACCGAAAUCAGCCAGGGAGCUGUGCGGCUUUAGUCAAAGGGAGACAGCGCAGCAGCACGCCGCAUAUAAUCAAAGGGACAGACCAAAGCUGCAUCACAGCCUCAGUUUCUCUGGCUUCUCCAGUCAUCACGGGCUUGAAUCGCCCCUGCUCGAAAGCCCCACAUCGCGCACCCCUCCACCCCCUUCCUCCAACUCCUGCUCAUCCAACUUCUACGAUGACGUCCUGUCACCCAACUCGAUGUCAUGUGUGAACAGCGCCUUCUCUUUCCCCGGGCAGGACCUGAAAAGCCUCCUCACUCCUCUGGCCAUCCAUACCCAGAAUGGUUAUGUCGGUCAGUCGAAUGGUGCCUACUAUGGAAACCUUCAGACCAACGUCUGCCCCCCUUCCCCCCCGUACAACAUGAGCCACUUGCAGUCCCUGCGUCGCUUGUCUGAGUCGCCGGUGUUCGACUCUCCCCCGAGUCCGCCCGACUCCCUCUCAGACCGGGAGAGCUAUGUGAGCGGGUCCCUAAGCUCUUCCGGAAGUCUCAGCGGCUCUGAAUCGCCGAGUUUGGAUGCUGGAAGACGUUUGCCAAUUUUCAGCAGGCUGUCGAUUUCAGAUGACUAAUUAUGCUACGUUAUAUAAUUACUUUAUUCGCAAUAGAGGUUGGGAAGGACUUGAGAUUCCAAUAGUCAAACGCUAUCAUUUCUCACUGACGACGUAUUUAACGAGCAACAGCUAAAGCAACAAGAUCUGCUUUAAGAAACUGCUGAGAGACAGAUCCCAUUCUUGACACGGCAUUAGUUUUUUUUUUUUCUUUACGUAACCUUAGCUAUAUAAAGUAGACAUCACCAAAAGGCAUUCCAUCGGUGACUUAACUUUUGAGCUGCGAUUAACGGCAAUCUACACCUUCAGGAGAGAUUGUGGACAACUUUUUUUGAACGAAGAGACUGUACGCGGUUUUAAAAUUCCUCCAUCCUGCCAAGAAUAUGCCUUGACAUAAGUUCAGUUUCAAAGUUUGUGUGCGUUUCUGAAAGCUUAAAAACUUCCAUUCCAAAACUAAUCUGUUUCACAGCGCCACACAGUGGUUUGUUUGGUUAGUGUAGUUUGAUGCUUCGUUAAAAGCACUCGGAGUUCGGUUUGUUUGGGAAAUCACUGCUGAUGGUUGAAUAUAUUUUUUUAGCUGUUUGAGUGAUUACAUAGCGGUGCGUUACUUGCUAUGAACUAUUUAACUUAUUUAUUAUCUUGUGAAAAGUAUAGGCUACAUUGGUAAUUUUUUUGUGUCCAUACUGUAUUUAUCGAGUAUGAUGAAGCAAUAGAUCUAUAUUCUUUUAUUAUGUUUAAAUUAUGAUCGCCAUUAUUAAUC
Megalops cyprinoides (Indo-Pacific tarpon) is the source of this 2226-nucleotide messenger RNA. It is a transcript of the gene zfp36l2, whose product is annotated as zinc finger protein 36, C3H type-like 2. Gene Ontology annotation, molecular function: metal ion binding; mRNA binding. NCBI's taxonomy places the organism in Eukaryota, Metazoa, Chordata, Actinopteri, Elopiformes, Megalopidae. Bases 207 to 1487 code for a protein of 426 amino acids. The transcript has 2 exons. The record is from RefSeq and is a predicted model, not a curated record.